GUGCAUGGUUGAGGUUCUGGGUCAGCCAGAGGACCACCUGCUCUGUGCUGGCAAAUAUACCCAGUACUUCUUCAGUGAGGAGGAGGCUUCUGAAGGUCCAACUUGGAGGCUUAUGACGCCUGAAGAAUAUACAGCUGCGAACAGCGUGAAACCAGAGGAGCGUAACAGCUUCAUUGACCUGCCCAGCUCUCUGGAUGACCUGGUGAAUAUCUAUCCUGAAUGGGAUGCUGCUGAAUUUGAGGACAGGAGGGCUUUUGUGGACCUCAUGAAACGGCUGAUGCAUCUUGACGGGGAUCAGAGAAUCUCUCCCCAUCAAGCUCUGGAGCACCCGUUCGUCACAAUGUCCCACCUGAUCGAGCACUCUGGCAGCACAGCCUAGUAAGUGAUCGUGAUUCUGUUCACACUGGUAGUAGAAAACACAUCAUGUUGCA
This is a messenger RNA of Micropterus salmoides (largemouth bass), 431 nucleotides long. RefSeq names its product homeodomain-interacting protein kinase 2-like. Gene Ontology annotation, cellular component: cytoplasm; nucleus. The coding region runs from base 5 to 379 and encodes 124 amino acids. Gene Ontology annotation, molecular function: protein tyrosine kinase activity; protein serine/threonine kinase activity. Gene Ontology annotation, biological process: peptidyl-threonine phosphorylation; peptidyl-serine phosphorylation. The record is from RefSeq and is a predicted model, not a curated record. The transcript is spliced from 3 exons. NCBI's taxonomy places the organism in Eukaryota, Metazoa, Chordata, Actinopteri, Centrarchiformes, Centrarchidae.